Molecule: messenger RNA, 1173 nt
Organism: Otolemur garnettii (small-eared galago)
Lineage: Eukaryota; Metazoa; Chordata; Mammalia; Primates; Galagidae
Gene: TENT5D
Product: family with sequence similarity 46 member D
Exons: 1
Coding region: 1-1173 (390 amino acids)
Biological process (GO): mRNA stabilization
Molecular function (GO): RNA binding; poly(A) RNA polymerase activity
Source: RefSeq, a predicted model, not a curated record
AUGUCUGAAAUCAGAUUCAGCGACCUCACUUGGGAACAGAUUGUCACCCUGGAUCAAGUGUUAGAUGAAGUGAUUCCGAUUCACGGACGGGGGCAUUUCCCGACACUGGAGGUAAAACCAAAAGAUAUUAUUUAUGUUGUGAAAGAUCAGCUCAUAGAGCAAGGCAUUCUUGUUAGAGAUAGCCGAUUGAAUGGUUCCACGGCAAGUUACGUACUUUCAAGCGGUAAUGGAAUCAGUUAUAAGGAUCUAGACAUUAUUUUUCGUGUUCAGCUUCCAACUGAUCAUGAUUUUCAGGUGGUAAAGGAUGCAGUUCUUGGUUGUUUACUUGAUUUUUUGCCAAAAGGUGUAAAAAAGGAUAAGAUUACUCUAAAGACCAUGAAAGAGGCAUAUGUGCAAAAGAUGGUCAAAGUUUGCAAUAAGCAUGAUCGUUGGAGUCUCAUCUCCCUUUCAAAUAAUACUGGGAAGAAUGUAGAGCUAAAAUUUGUGAAUUCACUGAGACGGCAAUUUGAAUUUAGCGUAGAUUCCUUUCAGAUUAUUUUGGAUACCAUGUUAGAGUUCUACGGUGACAAAAAAGUUAAGCUAACCAAAGAAUGCUGUCCUGAAGUAGUAGCUGAAAGCAUGUAUGGAGAUUUUAAAGAAGCAAUGACACAUUUGCAGAAUAAGCUUAUAGCUACCAGAAAACCCGAAGAGAUUAGAGGUGGUGGCCUUUUGAAGUAUAGUAACUUGCUGGUUCGUGAUUUCAAGCCAGCUUGUGAGGCAGAAAUCAAAACCCUUGAGCGUUACAUGUGCUCUAGAUUCUUUAUUGAUUUUCCUGAUGUUGCUGAACAGCAAAAGAAAAUUGAGUCUUACCUCCGCAACCAUUUUAUAGGUGAAGAAAAGAGCAAGUAUGACUAUCUUAUGACGUUGCGCAGUGUUGUAAAUGAGAGCACUGUUUGCCUCAUGGGUCAUGAAAGAAGACAAACUCUCAAUAUGAUCACCAUUAUGGCUUUAAAAGUGCUUGGAGAGCAGAAUAUUUUACCCAAUACAAACAACGUAACUUGCUUUUACCAGCCUGCCCCAUACUUUGCUGCUGAAGGAGCAUAUCCUACUUAUUUUGUAACAUCUGGGCCACCACCCAUUUUUUUCCAGCCAUACCAACAACAGCAGUAUCAGGGGCCAAAUAGUAUGAUUUAA